This is a messenger RNA of Fusarium verticillioides 7600, 1731 nucleotides long. Its product is annotated as 3-oxoacyl-[acyl-carrier protein] reductase. NCBI's taxonomy places the organism in Eukaryota, Fungi, Ascomycota, Sordariomycetes, Hypocreales, Nectriaceae. Bases 504 to 1379 code for a protein of 291 amino acids. The transcript is spliced from 4 exons. The record is from RefSeq and is a predicted model, not a curated record.
AGCUAAGAUGCCGGGAUGCCUUCCUUGUCCUUCCGCGGCUUCCACGUAGACCGUACUCGAGUGCCGCAACAAACCUCGCUGCGCUCCUGCCACUGAUACCGCAAGUAUGCUUCCCUUCCUGGCAUACGUUUCAGGCGGCAGUAAAUUCGAGUCUCGGAAUUGCAAGCGAUCUAGUUAGUGGGGGUCUCGGCCGAACCGAACCGUGGCUAUGACUGCCAUUCUCACCUACGCGGAGUUUGAACUCCCUGAUGGAAGUCAUAUAAAUUGGAAUUAGAACACGGGGUCAAAAGAAACAUUUAAUAAGACUAGAAUACUGCACGCGACGUGAUAAUAAGAAACUGUAGGUGUUGUUUGAGAUAAAAGCGGGGUUGAAUUGAUAACGACGACAUGACAGCUUGACUGCGUAAGCGGGGCUCGAUGAUCAAUGAAUUGCCUCAACUUUCGAGAUCCCCGACUAACGACUCAGCUCUCUAGAGAACCCAUUUUCGAAUCACAUAGCGACAAUGUCUUCAGAACAACUCAGCGCCGGCUCACUCUUCAGCCUCAAUGGCCUUGUCGCGGUCGUGACAGGCGGAGGCUCAGGCAUCGGCCUCAUGUUCGUCAAGGCGUUACUCCAAAAUGGUGCCGCAAAGGUCUACAUUGCUGGUAGAAGGAAGGAAAAGCUGGAUGAAGUCACCAGCUCAUUGGGCGACAAGGUCGUUGGAGUCCAGUGCGACGUCACCUCCAAGUCAGAUCUGCAGAACAUGGUCUCUCAGAUUGAGAAGGACACUGGGUACGUCAACCUAUUGGUGUGCAACUCCGGUAUUGGAGGACCUCAAGUCAAGCCACUCACUCCCGAAACAACAUUGGAAGAAUGGGCCAAGUCCAACUUUGACACUGAUUUCGGCGACUAUGUCAACACGUUCGCCAUCAAUACCGCUUCUGUCUGGUUCACCAGCAUGGCUUUCCUCCCACUUCUGAAGAAGGGCAACGAGAAGGGAAAUGUCGAGCAGACUUCGCAAGUCAUUGUUACCAGCUCCAUCGCCGCAUUCAACAAGAAAGCUCCCGGCGGUUGGGCAUACGGACAGUCCAAGGCUGGAGCUGUUCUAGCAGCCAAGCAGCUUGCCGUUGCCCUUCCUCAGUGGAACAUCAGAGCCAAUUGUAUUGCUCCUGGAUUAUUCCCCAGCGAAAUGUCAGAGCCGAUCGUCAAGAUGUAUACCGAUGAGUCAGGACAGCCUGGUGCCGUGCCGACAUCAAUGGCGCCACUUCGAAGAAUGGGAGACGAGAAGGAUAUGUCGGGAACUUUCCUAUAUCUUGCAUCUCGGGCGGGUGGAUAUUGUAACGGCACAGUUAUAGUCGUCGAUGGCGGUCGCUUGAGUAACUUUCCGACCACCAAUUAGGACAAGUCCUUGGACUAUAGAACAAGGUACAUUGAAUAAAAUUGCAACAGCUUCUUUAUUCACCGUCCGCCAAUUCCAAGGUACUUGUCUAUAUCUCCCAGUCGCCCAGACAGCCCUGGGCUCUUUUGAAUUGUGAACUCAAUAACGCGCCAAUCACUCUUCAAGAUGGAGUUACUGUGCGUUUCUGGGCCAUCAAGCAGAAGAUCCAUGCCACGGCUGGUAAUUGCCGAGAUCUCACAUGUAAAAUAUGGGAGGCAGGGAGGGCAAGGGCUUGCAUGCUGGUACCCGAAGUGCCGUUCAAUGAAGUAGGACUUUACCUCCGCUCACAACAAAAUUGCUCCUUCAAGACUAG